Molecule: messenger RNA, 3156 nt
Organism: Laccaria bicolor S238N-H82
Lineage: Eukaryota; Fungi; Basidiomycota; Agaricomycetes; Agaricales; Hydnangiaceae
Product: DNA repair protein, SNF2 family DNA-dependent ATPase
Exons: 30
Coding region: 1-3156 (1051 amino acids)
Biological process (GO): double-strand break repair via homologous recombination; reciprocal meiotic recombination
Cellular component (GO): nucleus
Molecular function (GO): ATP-dependent chromatin remodeler activity; ATP binding; DNA translocase activity
Source: RefSeq, a predicted model, not a curated record
AUGCCGCCCUUCCAAGAACUCCGGCCUCCCAAAAGGAAAUUGGUCGACGAUGAACUUUCGAGCAGGAAGCGAUUUACCACAGGUCUAGGCUUAGCUGCCGCCUCCACCUCAGUAGACGAAGAACUAGUAUGGAUGGUACAAUGGAGAAACCGUCAAUACAAGAAGCAUAAAACAUGGGAUGGUGAUGCUAUUCUUGUUGUCAACCGUAGUAAAUGCACCCUAUUUGACUCUGAAGGCAAAAUCAUGUCCACUGGCAAAGCCGAAGCACCCCUAUUCGAAGGAAAGAGCUUUUUUGUUGGCGCCAAAGAGGUUGAACUGGAUCGGCCCGUUCUAAGGACGGAGUUUCUUUCAGGUCAAUGCUUUGGCCGGCACAAUAGCAUUCAAGGACGUGAUGCGUUUGAAACUCAAAACGAUUUGGCUCACGUGAAGAAAUUUGUUUCUCCCGUCGUGAUGAAGAAGCCAUUAGAAGGGGCGCCCCCUGGCGUCCGCGCAGGAUGUCUGAAAUCAGAGAAUGGGCCCCCACAGAAUUUCGAUGGAGUGGCUUCGAACGUUCGAAAGUCUUACUGGACUGCCAAUUGGAGGAAACAACAAAACAAAAAGCAUAAAACUUGGGACGGAGACGCAUAUAUAUCGCAUGAAGGCGACAAGUUGACGAUGAUAAGUGAAGAUGGUAAAAUCAUGGGAAGCACCGCUUGGAAGGGAGAGCUCCUCUGCGCGGGCUACAGUGCAUAUAUUAGCGGGAAGGAAUUCCAACUUGAUUGCGAAAUUUCUAGGUCGCAGCUUCCCGACAUGAAAGAGAUCAGUCUGCCUGAAGAGUCAACCUCCCAUGUCGAAGAUCCCCUACAUUUUAGCGGUCAAGGGUCGACGACGAACCCAUCCGUUGCUCAUGAGUUUAUUUCCCCUGCGUCUUUCUAUGCAAUACCAAAAUCUAAGCCCAAAGGCCCACUGCACGAUCCCGAUGCCGCUGAUGCCGUUGUUAUGAAAUUCCCAAGUAAAGAACAUACGAAAAGCAAUCUCAAUGUCGUGCCUGUUGUUUUGGACCCCAUACUCUCACGGCGAAUGAGGCCACACCAGAAAGAAGGUUGGCUAACCGGUGUUUCGUCGGUCAGGCUCUAUUCUGAACAACUCUCACAAGGUGUCAUGUUUCUGUAUGAGUGUGUUAUGGGCCUGAGGAAGCAUGAAGGUCAAGGUUGUAUUCUCGCCGAUGAGAUGGGUCUCGGGAAGACGUUACAAACGAUCGCCUUGAUCUGGACAUUGCUCAAACAAAAUUUAUAUGGUAGCAAAGAGCCAGCAGCCAAGAAAGUUCUUAUCGUGUGUCCUGUGUCCUUGACUACCAAUUGGAAGGCCGAGUUCAAUAAAUGGCUUGGAAAAGAUCGUGUCGGGGUCGUGAUCUGCGAGAAAGACAAAAGCCGCGUCAACCAAUUUUUUUACAACAAAAACCAGCAUGUUUUGGUCAUCGGUUACGAGCGGCUUCGAACAGUUAUAGACACUCUUUCGUCAGGCGUGUCCGUCCCAGCGAUUGACUUGAUUGUAUGCGAUGAAGGUCAUAGGUUAAAGUCCGCUAACAACAAGACGACUGCUAUACUCAAAGCUCUUCGAACUCCUCGACGCGUCAUCCUCUCAGGUACCCCGAUUCAGAAUGAUCUUGGAGAAUUCCAUGCGAUGGCUGAAUUUUGUAACCCCGGCUUGCUUGAUGAUUACAAUGUUUUCCGUCGAGUUUAUGAGUCGCCAAUCUUGAAGAGUCGAGCUCCAGAUGCCUCUGCAAAAGAGAUCGAGAUUGGCGAGACACGCACAGCUCAGUUGCUUUCGAUUUCCAACAGUUUUGUUCUCAGGAGAGACGCCACCCUUCUCAAAAACCAUCUUCCUCCCAAAUAUGAAUACGUGGUUUUUGUCACCCCAACUGCCCUCCAAUUAUCUAUGUUCUCAAAAAUCCUCCGGCCUGACAGGCUGAUUGAUCUUGUGCAGAGCUCAACAGCAGAGUCUCUUGCUUUAAUAAACAUUUUGACGAAAAUCAGCAAUAGUCCAAUAUUAUUGAAAGCGGCGGCGGAUAAGGCCAAGAUCAAGACAAGCGGUGAUGCUCCGUACAUCCUAAGAACUGGAGUUGACGAAGCAUUGGGGUUACUCCCGGACACCACUCAUUUUGGGGACUUUUCAUUGAGCGGGAAGCUUAUCGCUCUUGCAAAGUUAUUGACCAUCAUCCGCCACACCACUGAAGAAAAAUGCGUCCUGGUUUCUCAUUAUACAUCGACGCUGAACAUACUAGAGGCCUUCUGUCAGAAAAAGGGUUAUUCGUAUUACCGAUUAGAUGGGCAAACUCCGCAAGUCAAGAGACAAGAAUACGUUAACGCUUUCAACAACGUGUCUCAAAGAAGUAGCUUCAUAUUUCUACUCAGCUCAAAAGCUGGAGGGCUUGGAAUCAAUCUCAUUGGUGCUUCAAGACUUUGCUUGAUAGACUCCGACUGGAAUCCCAGGUUAGUUGGACGGCGAACACAAUUGACACCGACGCUGAUUUCAGACAGUCACGAUUUGCAAUCUAUGGCGAGAUGCCACCGGGAUGGACAAAAACGACCCGUGUUCAUAUACCGGUUCCUGACAACUGGUGCAAUCGACGAAAAAAUCUAUCAAAGACAAGUCACUAAACUCGGAUUGAGCGCAUCUCUCAUUGGAUCGGCGGGCUCGUCGUCCGCAUCUAAAACUGAUUCAUUUUCUCGCAAAGAGGUACAUAUACAGCUCCAGUUUCAUUUCAAAAAUUCAACCGAUGUACAGCUCCGGGAUAUCUUUCGCAUCCAUCCUGACACCAUAUGCAACACGCAUGACUUGCUCGAGUGCCAAUGCGAAGAGUCGGGUGGCCGCCCCUCGGAUACUUGCGAAGAAGUACAACCUGUGGACCCCAACACGGAGGAUAAUGUGUUGGAGAGGGGAUUUAUUGCAGCAUCGAAUGUGAAAAUGGACGCGUCAGACCCUGUGGACACAGCGAAGAAGAAAGCUGCUUUGGCGUUGCUGAGCGAAUGGAAGCAUAUCAAUUGUCAGAGAUCUGGGUGUCACGACCUCAUUCACGACCAUGCUCUUCGCAAACUUGUGCAGGAGGGAGAGGAGGCAGGCGGAAGUAUAUCAUUUCUGUUUGAGAAAGGGAGCGAAUCAUCAGAAGAGGAGUGA